Pterocles gutturalis (yellow-throated sandgrouse) is the source of this 2631-nucleotide messenger RNA. RefSeq names its product E2F transcription factor 8 (gene E2F8). Gene Ontology annotation, cellular component: RNA polymerase II transcription regulator complex. Gene Ontology annotation, molecular function: RNA polymerase II cis-regulatory region sequence-specific DNA binding; DNA-binding transcription factor activity, RNA polymerase II-specific. The transcript has 12 exons. Bases 133 to 2631 code for a protein of 832 amino acids. Gene Ontology annotation, biological process: regulation of transcription by RNA polymerase II. NCBI's taxonomy places the organism in Eukaryota, Metazoa, Chordata, Aves, Pterocliformes, Pteroclidae. The record is from RefSeq and is a predicted model, not a curated record.
CCGUUGAAACAAGCAGCUACCUCACAUUCAGUAUUGACAGAGCUCCAGCCCGACUGUCAGCCUCUCACCACACCCCCAAAACCUAAAGAAAUCCUUCCAGCAGAUCCAUGGACGCCCACAUCGAACCUGAAGAUGCUGAUCAGCGCAGCUAGUCCUGAGAUCAGGAGCAGAGAACAGAGGAGGGAACUGUCAAACAACGCAAGGGAGGUGCUACAGGAGCACUUAUCGGGAGAUGAAUAUGAAAAAUCUCAACCAAGUCGCAAAGAGAAAAGUCUAGGAUUACUGUGUCAUAAAUUCUUAGCUCGAUACCCUGAUUACCCCAGCCCUGCAGCGAAUAAUUACAUUUGCCUUGAUGAAGUAGCUGAAGAGCUUAAUGUUGAACGUAGACGCAUAUACGAUAUUGUGAACGUGCUGGAGAGCCUACACAUGGUGAGCCGCCUUGCCAAAAACAGAUACGCUUGGCACGGGCGGCAUAAUCUCUCCAAAACCCUGCAGGCUCUGAAAAAAGUUGGAGAAGAGAACAAAUAUACACAGCAAAUUCAGAUGAUCAAGAAAAGAGAGUACGAGCAUGAAUUUGAUCUCGAUGGUGAAAGAAAUGAAGAAAUGGCAAGAUCUUUUGGCUCUAAUGAGCAUUCAGAAAUGUCUUUUGUCGAGCUCCCAGGAAUGGAAUUUCGUGCUGCAUCAGUAAACAGCAGGAAAGACAAGUCUUUACGAGUGAUGAGUCAGAAAUUUGUGAUGCUGUUUCUUGUAUCGACUCCUCAAAUAGUAAGCCUUGAAGUUGCUGCUAAAAUCUUGAUUGGAGAAGACCAGUUAGAAGACUUAGAUAAAAGCAAGUUUAAAACCAAAAUUAGGAGACUUUAUGACAUAGCAAAUGUUCUCAGUAGCCUUCAGCUUAUCAAGAAAGUUCACGUUACAGAGGAGAGAGGCAGAAAACCAGCAUUCAAAUGGACAGGACCUGAGGUCUUGCCAUAUAUUCAGGAUACAAAACUUGAAACAACUUCUACAACCUGUCCCCCACCUGUUUCAGAACCCAUCGCUUCCAAAGAGCAGUGUUCAAAAAACCUUUUUCCUUCAAGAGGAAAGCAGAACUUCACUCGGCAUCCAUCUCUAAUAAAGUUAGUUAAAAGUAUAGAAAAUGACAGAAGAAAGAUCCAAUCUGCUCCGACCAGUCCAGUUAAAACAAGCGCAACAGGUACUGAUCAAAAUUUAUCAGCUUUCCCAAGGCAAAUGGUUCCAGCAAUCGCUAGACAUCAGCUGGAAGGACAAUCGAAGAAAGCAAACGAGAUGAAAUUGUCAAGAUCUGCUUUGGAAUGCAAUUUAUCCUCGCCUGAGGUAGUCCCCAAGCCGCAGCCUCCUGGCACCACAGCACCCUCUCAGCAGCCGGCUCUGGCGCAGCCGCUGGCUGUCUGUCCUCCGAGCCACAGUUCGGUCUCACCAGUCAUCCUACCUCACGCUCCUUCUGGUGUUUCAUACGCGAUCUAUCUGCACCCUUCCCAAGCCCACACUGUGACAACGUACAGCCCAAGUUUCAUGUUGCAGCCUCUACCGUGUGCUAAUGUAACUGGAAUGAAGAGUCCUAACGCAGAAGUAUUAAAUAAAAUAACCACUGAGGAAGGGGACAAUCAGAUAGCUACAGAUGAGCCAACAAAGUCCUUGGCAGCUAAAGAAAGAUUGACUACAAAGUCAGAAACUUCAUCACAGAGGUGCCUUAAAAGACCACAAGCAUUACAGGAGAAUAAUUUGAUUAAAAGGUAUAGAAGGGACGAGGAAAGUCUUGAUACUUCUCUGGGAGAAUCCAUUAAAAAUGAAAGACCACCUUCCGAUGGCUCACAAGUGGAUCACGAAAUGGACAAUUUCCAGGAAGAGAGACAGAACAAAACGGAAAUAUUAGAUCAAAACAUGUCAAGUUGCUAUGACCAAUGUAAAAGAGAAGAUAUUCCAGAAACUGAGGACAGCACCAAAACCAAACAAGACAUACCUGUAGUGUAUUGUCUUUUUCUUUUUCAGACUUUUUUUCCAUCUGGUUAUCUUAUUCCUCUUACUCAGUGCGCCCAUGGCAACAAGGCAGGCUUUUCUAAAGAGAAAGCUGGGAUAUGUUCCUUACAGCACACUACCUACGCCUCACCCAUUGCUGGUGUCAUUCCAGUGACAGCAUCUGAACUGAAAGCAGUUAACAUUCCAAAAACUGCUUUCCAUCUAACACCCAUGAAUAUCAUGCUGUCACCAACUUCUCUAGCUGCUGCCCCUGUACUGAGCAACUCCUGUCUCAAUUCAAGCAACACCAGUUCUGCCCCAAACCCAAGUCCUUCAGUUCUGAACUUUACUCUGCAACACGUAGGACUAAUACCUGCUGGUGUGCAAGUUCCUGCAAACCCUGUUCUCCAGCACGUGGCAGUCUCUUCACAACCAGAAAAUGUUACCCUUACCUCUGAAAACAUGAGCUUGCAAGAAGAGAAGCCUUCUGUUCCAAAGGAACCGCAAGAGCCCCAGACAGUUACAGAAAACUUUUUUCGUACACCAGGAGGACCAAACACAGUAUCUUCACUAUCUGCAAACUCAGAUGGUACUGAGAGAAUCUCUCAAGGAACUCAGUAUAUUCCUCAACGAAAACUUGAAGUGUCAGAAGACUGA